Messenger RNA from Tripterygium wilfordii, 3372 nucleotides. Its product is annotated as AT-hook motif nuclear-localized protein 22-like. Gene Ontology annotation, molecular function: DNA-binding transcription factor activity; minor groove of adenine-thymine-rich DNA binding. The record is from RefSeq and is a predicted model, not a curated record. Gene Ontology annotation, cellular component: nucleus. The coding region runs from base 423 to 1343 and encodes 306 amino acids. The transcript is spliced from 2 exons. NCBI's taxonomy places the organism in Eukaryota, Viridiplantae, Streptophyta, Magnoliopsida, Celastrales, Celastraceae. Gene Ontology annotation, biological process: vegetative to reproductive phase transition of meristem.
CUUUGACCAAACCCUAACCCAAAACCCAACCCCACAUGAUCACCUCUUCCACCUCCUUUCUCUCUCUCUCUCUCUCUCUCUUUUUUCUUGCACAACUUCUCUCCCAAACUCUUAGCCACCAAACUUACCAUCUUCAUAGCCCAAAAUGAACUUUAUUUUCCUACUACUCAUCACAUGACUUGAGUUUGUAGUAAGGAGAAAAGAAGAUGAUCACUUGAUUCAUCUCUUUCAGCUGAAAAUUUCGUGACUGAUGCUUAAAAACCCUACUUUUUUUUAGUUGAACAACCCCAAAUCUCUCUCCCUCUCUCUCUCUUUCUCUAUUACUCUCUCGAUCAAUUAUUCAAUAUUCACUUUGUUUUGUAUGUAAUUAGAGGAGAUAUUAGAAAUUAGGGUUUGAUAGGAACCCAAAAAAAAAAAAGAAGAUGGAUCCAGUUACAGCACAUGGUCGUCCUCUUCCACCUCCUUUCCAUGCCAGAGAUCUACAUCUACACUCUCACCACCAAUUCCAACACCAAAAUUCCCAAGACGACCAAAUUGGCAAUGGUAGCUUAAACCGCAGCCAGAAAAGAGAUCGCGAAGACAUCGCCGCCACCACCAGCAACACAAGCAUCUUUGAUCAAGCCAAAGAAUUAGUCCCUUCAGGGAGCGGCGGCAGCGGGGUGGAAGGAGCUGGAGGAGAAAUUACUCGAAGACCAAGAGGCAGGCCGGCCGGGUCCAAGAACAAACCAAAACCACCAAUCAUAAUCACAACAGAUAGCGCCAACGCCCUACGUUCUCACCUCAUGGAGAUCACCAACGGAUGCGAUGUAAUGGAGAGUGUCUCAACUUUCGCCAGGCGGAGACAGAGAGGGGUUUGUAUUUUGAGUGGCAAUGGAACUGUCAAUAAUGUCACAUUAAGACAACCGGCGUCACCUGGUGCUGUUGUGACUCUACAUGGUAGAUUUGAGAUUCUGUCACUUUCUGGAUCCUUCUUGCCUCCUCCAGCUCCACCGGGUGCGUCCGGAUUGACAAUUUAUUUGGCCGGUGGGCAAGGUCAGGUUGUGGGAGGGAGUGUGGUUGGGCCGUUAAUGGCGUCCGGCCCUGUGGUUGUUAUGGCGGCUUCGUUUGGUAAUGCCGCCUAUGAGAGGCUUCCGCUGGAGGAAGAUGAGAGGUCAGAGGUGCAGAUUCCGGGGAGUAGUGGGCCCUUAGGGUCUCCGGGAAUCGGGGAACAACAGCAGCAACAACAACUAUUACAAGAUCCGAAUAGUGGUUCUUUACUUCAUGGGUUGCCACCAAAUCUUCUAAAUUCCGUGCAAUUGCCGUCUGAGGCUUAUUGGGGAGGCACAGGUCGUCCUCCUUAUUAACUUCAACAUAAACUAUGUUUUUCUUUCUUCCCUUAGUUGUUAGAAGUUUACUUCAUCACUUUUUUUAAUUAAUCACUGGCCUCUUCAUUCUUCUUCUUAUUAUUAUUUUAUAAGCUAGUUGAUGUUUAAUCGUUAUUCGAGAUUGGUGUUGAUCACAAGUUGAGUUUGAUUGAAGAAGGAUGUAUAACGUCAACGAUUUUUCUUCUGUUUUUUUUUGGUGGGGUUUUCUUGUUUUGCUUUGAUUAGGUAGGAAUGAAAGAUGAAGCAGCUCUUUGUUUGUUGCAGUUCUGGUAAACUUAUUGUGUCUCACAGUAUUAUACUCACAUUUAAUUUAAUAUUCAUAUUCAUCUAUAUAUAUAUAUAUAUAUUAUAUACUGAAGGAGUUUAGAAAAAAUGAGGCACACCAAUCAUUUAUUUCUUUAUUUUCUUUGGAACUCUAAAUUUAAAAUUUUAUUGUUAAGUUUUGUAUUAGUUCACUAAUUAAGUUUAAGUGAGCUACUUCUGGUUCUAAUGUUGAUGGGGAGGGGGGUGAAUGAUGAUGAGUUGAAAGAAGGAAGUAUGUGUAUGAUGUGAGGAGGUUAUGAGUUUUAGGGCUCGCUCUUGUUGUUUCAUGUCUGACUGGAUUUAUUAGGGUUUUCUUCUUUUUCUUCUUUUUCUUUGUGAAUGGUGGAAAGCAGUAAAGCACUGGCACUGCCUGCAGAGAUGAAUGAACGAAGAGAUUGGGUAGUGCUGGGUUACACGUGCACCAGCUGCUCUGCAGAAAGUUCCUUUUCGAAGCAAAAAAACAGUACUUUGAUCACUUGUAUAUAAAGGUAGGUAACUCCAAACUGCACCAAACGAGACCAGACAAACAGAGCUCAAGCGUUAAGAGUUUUUCUUUCAAAACUGUCACUGCAGCCAACCCCAGAGAAAGUAGAAGUUGAAACGGUAAAUCAGCAAGCAAAGCAAAGGUAAGUAAUUAUUACUAAAAACAGUUUGUUUUGAUGCUUAAACAAUUGAAACCCUACAUGUACUUCUUUCUCAAGUACUUAACUGCAUCUGCAUGCAAUACUUUCCUUCCUUCGGUUCCUUCUUUAAAUUAGGAAUACUGUGGAUUCUAAUACGUACACUCCAAUAUUUCUUCUCACCAGUUCAACUAGGGCAGCUUCAAGAUAUAUUUUUUUUAGUCAUGAAAUUUUUUCUUCAAUCCUAGCUUGUGUAGGAUUUUAUGGCAAAAACUGAAUUUCCCAUUUCUUGUUGGGCUGAUGCGUGUGUGUGUAUAUAUAUACAAUCGAAAACUCUAUAUAUCUCUAACAAUUUCUUCCAUAACCGGCCAUAACAGUAUUACGUUAUCUAAUUACAUUGAAUUUCGUUAUUACAUUGUCUAGUUACAUUGACUUUCAUUAAUAUUGCAUUGGCUAAUUACAUUGACUUUAAUUAUUGCGUUACCUAAUUACACGUUAUGGCUAAUUAUGACUGAAUUUGUUAGGGAUACGUAGCGCUCCCGAUAUACAAUACCAAAUGAUUUCGUCAUCAGGCUAGUAGUCAAGAGGUGACUUCUCAGAUGAGCUUCAGUUGAAAUGCUAGUAGGAGAGUGAAUGUGCUCGGUGCUCUCACUUUUAGUAGUUAAGAGUUCAAGAUCUUUUACCUGAUGUAGAGGAGGCCCCUCUUAUAUGAGUUUUAGUAGUCUAAUUUAGGUAGGAGUAGAUAAUCAUGCUCCCUAAUUUGGAAUUUUUCUAAGUGUGAAUCUAUUCCUGAUUCCUUUCUUAAUAGGAGUCCAUCUACUUCAAGAUUCAUGGUUCUAUUUUUGGUAUUUGGUUUCACGGCUCGACACCUCGGUUGUGCCUUAGUUGGCAGCUCGAUGGGAGCCUGUUCGGUAUCUCAACAAUGUGUCAACUCAACAUCUUAGUGCCAUAUGUCCACAUACUAUUUGAGGGUAUUUUUUGGUAUUAUCUCUGUAAAUAUGCUUUUUAUAUAUCAACAUCAGGCAUGUCAUUUAGGUUAUGUACAACUUUAAAUUUGGGUAUGAUUUUUAUUUUUUAGUGGACCA